AGUGUAGACACAUUUCUUGUUCCAGGUUCACACGGACAAAUACAGAGAGACUUUAAACUACAAAAACAAACGACAAGAUACAUAAUGGAAUCAGCAUAUAAAGGUGAUUCACAGGAGCUGAGGAUUGUGCUGCUGGGAGUCUGUGGAGCUGGAAAGAGUUCAACUGCAAAUGCAGUACUGGGUCGAGAGGCAUUUAAAGAGAGCAGAACCAGAGAGAGUGAGAAACAGACAGGAAAAGUAGAAGACAGAAAAAUCUCCAUCAUCGACACGCCAGGAUUCUUCAACACUCAACUGACCGAUGAAGAGAUGAAGAAUGAGAUGAUGAAGAGUAUGUUCCUCUGUUAUCCUGGUCCUCACCUGUUCCUGCUCGUCAUCAACCUGAAGACCUUCAGAGAGGAGCAGAGGAACCUCGUGGAGCAAGUUCAGGAGAACUUUGGAGCUCAGGCUUUGAAGUUCACAAUGGUGCUGUUUGUUGGAAGAGAAAAAAUUCCAAAUAGACAAUGGAAGCUUCUUAUAGACAGUAGAAGGUUUCAGGAGCUAGUAGGUCACUGCAGAGGACAAUAUCAUACAUUCAACAGUAAAAAUGACAUUAUUCCAACUCACAUCACAAAACUUCUAGAGAGGAUUGAUGAAAUCAUCAAACAAAAUGAUGGCCAACAUUACGACAUUGGCAUUUAUUUAAGAGUUCCAAUAAACUGCAUAAAAGGAAAGAUGAAACAAGAGAAAGAAAUAAAAGUUGAAGCAACUAAACAAGAGCAGAUUAUAGUGCGGGAGUCGAGUAACAUGUACACUGUAAAAGAAAAGGACACAGCAAAUGUUGUGACUGAAAAUAAAGAUUUUAUUUCUCAUGUGACAAAAAUAGAGAGAACUGAAUUAAAUGUAGACAUACACUCUAGAGAUCCACAAGAAAACAAGGAUGAUGAAGAAGAGGUGGUCAAACCACCAGCAAAAUCACUGAGAAACUACUUUGAACACAAAGGAGAAACAAAUACAGUCCAGAAACCAGAAAAAUACAGAAAAUGUGACCAGAACAAACAACAGACAGUGACAGAACAACAUCCAACCCAAAGAGGUGAGAACAGUUUUAUUACACUUUUACCAAAUAUCAUGACAUACUUCUGA
This is a messenger RNA of Carassius gibelio (silver crucian carp), 1122 nucleotides long. Its product is annotated as GTPase IMAP family member 9-like. NCBI's taxonomy places the organism in Eukaryota, Metazoa, Chordata, Actinopteri, Cypriniformes, Cyprinidae. The transcript is spliced from 2 exons. Gene Ontology annotation, molecular function: GTP binding. The record is from RefSeq and is a predicted model, not a curated record. The coding region runs from base 85 to 1122 and encodes 345 amino acids.